This is a messenger RNA of Pleuronectes platessa (European plaice), 2590 nucleotides long. RefSeq names its product LRAT domain containing 2a (gene lratd2a). The coding region runs from base 472 to 1287 and encodes 271 amino acids. The record is from RefSeq and is a predicted model, not a curated record. The transcript has a single exon. Lineage: Eukaryota; Metazoa; Chordata; Actinopteri; Pleuronectiformes; Pleuronectidae.
ACGAACACCUCCACUCCACCGGGUCUGUGCUGCUCCGCGCGCAGCCCGAGCUCCUGCAGAGCCACAUCUUCCUCUGAGCUGAACGCGAACACGAACACGUCUCUGAUCCUGGAGGUUUGGAUUCGAACUCCUUCGGUUCUCUACGUGGACGACGGAGGGACGGAACUUUACGCAGGAAGUGUCCGCGUAGUGAGCGAGGCGACACCUGCGGGACCCGGGCGGAGGCUGGAACCAGUUCAUUCUGCGGCCACUUGUUGAUGGGGCGGCAGCUCAGAGACCGUCGGGAGUUUCUUAUGCGUAAUUUGGACAACACGCGGCGCGUCGCUCGGAGGAGAAGGAAGUUUGACUAAGCUGCGAGGAGGAGGCUUUGCGGCAGAUGGUGACUGGUGAUGUUUGGCGAGCGGUGACAACUCUCUACAUCACGUUACACGCGGCUGCCAGCAGGUGAGCGGCGGAGGCGGCGGCGACGGCAUGGGGAACCAGAUGGACAAGCUGUCACAUUUAAGUUACGCAGAAGUUCCCACGGUGGACCGGGACGGCGUGGACACGGAGGAGGGUCCGCGCAUCGGCGUCUCCUACAUAUUCUCCGGCGACGACGACGAGCUGGAGGACGGCUGCGCGGUCGACGGCACCGUGAAGGAUCCGAAGCAGGAAGAGAAGCAGUACGACCGGAGGGACGAGGUGGAGUGCUCCGUGUACAACCGGGAGGAGUGCAUCUACGACAAGAGCAGCAAGUGCGCCACCCUGGAGGUGUACUCCCCGGAGAACCUGCUCAACAAAUGCAAAGCGGGGGACUUGGUGGAGUUCGUGGCCACGGGGCAGUACCCGCACUGGGCCGUGUACGUGGGCGACUUCCAGGUGGUGCACCUGCACAGAGCCGAGGUGAAGAACAGCUUCCUGACGGACGCGAGCCAGGGCAGGAGGUGCCGGAUCGCGAACGACUUCUACCGAUUCAAAGCGCUGGGCGCGGACAUGGUGGUGCAGAACGCCAUGGAGCAGGUGGGCUUGAAGGACCGGGAGCUGAGCUGGAGGAACCCGGAGUGCUUCGCUGCCUGGUGCAGGUUCGGCAAGAGGGAGUUUAAGAUGGGCGGGGAGAUCCGGAUAGGCAAGCAGCCGUACAGGCUGAAAAUACUCAUGUCGGACAAACACUCGCAUGUGCUGGAGUUUCAGAGUUUGGAGGACGUGGUGAUGGAGAAGAGGAGGAACGACUACCUGGGCAGGAGGGCGGUGCAGCAGGAGCUGGCCGCGCACUUCAACACCGUCAACAGGGAGCCAGGAGCCGACUGAUGCUUUUCAUGCUUUUAGAAAACAACUGCUUUCCAAGACGUGACCCACCUCUGGUACCGAUGUGGCCCCUCUGCCGCCUCCCUGGGGCCCAGACCUUAUGGAUAUGAGCCCAUAAAGUGGCCCACUUGUAAAAUAACAAACGAGACUCAAGUAUCCCAAAACAAACGUGGGCCUCUUUUGGCAACUAGGGGGGGGGGGGGCUCUUGGAAAGGUGUAAUCUGGAUGUGAACCCAAAGUGGCCCAUUUGGUGACUGGUGUACACCACCCAAAUAGCACAAGACACACCCGAGCCACCUUUGGCACCUUUUGGUUGACAUGUGGCAUGGCUAUGGCUGCCACUGUUCCAUUCGGUGUGUGGGCUGAAUGUGGGAUGUGGGCCAAACACACUUUUGCCAUGUGGGAUGCAAAUAGAGUAGCAUUAUCAAACACUAUGUGUGGCUUCAAUCCAUUGAAAGCCUUAGUCUGAAUUGCAGCAUUUCUACUUAUGAUUUUGAAUUCUGUCUUUACUUCAUGUUUUCCUUAGUUUCUAACAAUUUAUUGCCUUAAAGCCACAAAUCACCCUCGGAUGCUAAAUGGCCUUAGCAAUUAUGAAUUCAAUUACUGCAUCGAUUGGAUCGGCUCGACACAGAAUGUAAAGUUUUGUAAACGCUCCCCUCGUCUUUCUGUCAGAGUGUUUCUCUAUUCAUCGGGUGUCCUGUUACCUGAUCCUCGUGCAGGUUUAAACUUCAUCCCCCGGCUCAGCUCACCUCAGACGCUGAAAUGUCAGAAGACGGAUCCUCUUCGUCUUUCCUGUACUUUCUUUUUCAAGGCUCAUCCUCACAACAGGCUCGACCUGAAGGAAUAACAAUGUGGUGGAGCAGGUCCCUCGUGUUCGUCUGUUCACAGUUUGUGUUGAAUGUGCCCAAAACACAAGUUAAACCACCGAUCACUGUCUCUUCUACCGAGGAAACUCCUGUCGUGUUGUGUUUUGAGGAUUCCUUCUGUCUUUGUGUCAGUUCAUGUCGAUUGUGUGAGUUCAUGUCCUGUCGUCUUCAUAUCAAAUAGCUGUGGACAUAAGAUCGUUCGCAGGGUUUGAGAGGUUAAAUGUUUGACUUCCUGCAGAAGAAGCAGAAGAUUAGAUUCACAAGACAAUAAAUAGCUGAUAUUAGAUCAGUCUUUUGUUUUUAAGUUUUACUCUCUGGUGUGUUAUUUGUUUCACAAACAGGUUAAACUCACCGCACAGACUAGAGUUGUUCCGAUGCCGUUUCCCCUUCGUGAUGCAGAACACCAAUCCAAUACCCUAAUAAAAUAUAUUUUAACUGCU